UCAGGCUCAGGGCCCAAGUGGCUCCAGGGCCCCGCACUGUCACACACUGGCCUGUAGGAGGCGCUCGUCUGUGCGGAGCUCAUGUCUCGGCUCUGAAUGCUCGCUCUUUCCACAGCACGUUGUCUGUGCGGCCUCGACUUCCUUUUCUGUGCGGAUUUCAUGGCGAGUGAUAGCGGGGAAGAGUUGAUUCACCUACCGUGACCACACCGAGCCGCGCAUCAGCCUCCAGAGACGCUUUCUCCGGGUGAGUGCGCUGCCAUUAAUAAAGACCGUGACGUCUGCGGAGUAGUUGACUGGCUUUGAAGUCAUCAGGUGUUUCAAGGACUUGGGUGGUUUCUGUACUGAACUCUGUGCUGUGCCCCUCUUUCGUCGUGUUGUGGCCGUAGCUGGUCUUACUGAAGAACUGCCAGUCGAUGGCUCUGAUGGACAAACACAAAGUGAAGCGGCAGAGACUGGACCGCAUCUGUGAGGGCAUUCGACCACCCAUCCUCAAUGGCCCCAUGCACCCUCGUCCUCUGGUGGCGCUGCUGGAUGGCCGGGACUGUACGGUGGAGAUGCCCAUCCUGAAGGACGUGGCCACUGUGGCCUUCUGUGAUGCCCAGUCCACCCAGGAGAUCCACGAGAAGGUCUUAAAUGAGGCUGUUGCAGCUUUGCUCUACCACACCAUCACGCUCUCGCGAGACGACCUCGACAAGUUCAAAGGUCUUCGGGUCAUUGUGAGGAUUGGCAGUGGUUUUGACAAUGUUGAUAUUAAAGCUGCAGCAGAGCUGGGUAUAGCAGUGUGUAAUGUACCAGCCGCGUCUGUGGAGGAGACGGCAGACACCGCCAUGUGUCUAAUUCUGAAUCUGUACCGCCGCGUCACCUGGAUGCAUCAGGCUCUGCGCGAGGGCACCCGUGCCUCCAGCGUGGAGCAGAUCCGGGAGGUGGCCGGAGGCGCAGCACGUAUUCGAGGGGAAACGUUGGGCAUCAUUGGACUGGGACGUAUUGGCCAGGCAGUUGCUCUAAGGGCAAAGGCCUUUGGGUUUGGAGUGAUUUUCUAUGACCCGUACCUGCCAGAUGGGGUGGAGCGAUCACUAGGCCUCCAGCGCAUGGCAACACUACAGGACCUGCUCAUCCACUCGGACUGUGUGUCGCUACACUGCAGCCUAAACGAGCACAACCAUCACCUCAUCAACGACUUCACCAUCAAACAGAUGCGUCAGGGCGCCUUCCUCGUGAACACAGCGCGUGGUGGUCUGGUGGAUGAGAAGGCUCUGGCCCAGGCUCUGAAAGAGGGCAGAAUACGGGGAGCAGCCCUGGACGUCCAUGAGACAGAGCCCUUCAGUUUCUCUCAGGGCCCACUGAAGGACGCCCCAAAUCUUAUCUGUACCCCACACACAUCCUGGUACAGUGAACAGGCCUCCAUUGAGGCCAGAGAGGAGGCGGCGCGGGAGGUGCGCAGAGCCAUCACAGGUCGUAUCCCAGACAGUCUGAAGAACUGCGUGAAUAAGGAGUAUUUGAUGGCAGCCUCUCAGUGGCCGUCUAUGGAGGCCACCACCGUUCACUCUGAACUCAACGGAGCUGCAGCCUAUAGGUUCCCUGCAGGGCUGAUUGGCGUAGCGGCGGGCGGGCUGCCUGGAGCCGGGGCAGGAGUGGAGGGGAUUGUGGCUGGAUCUCUGCCCCUGGCCCACGGCAUCGCCCCGGUCUCACACCCGCCUCAUACCCCCUCGCCCGGGCAGCCCUCCAAGGCCGAGGCGGACAGAGACAUCCCUUCUGACCAAUAGCAUCCCAGCACAUUCCAUCUUUGCCCUGAUCGAUGCCCUUUCACCUCACCCGGGGGGGACUGACACCCCUGCUUUCGACGUGACCUCGGGUCACCCCAGUCCAACAGAACACGUGUACAAACCCAGGAGUGAAACCCUGUACCCCGAACGUACCCCUCAUUUCCACUCGCUGUCUCCUCUGUUGUUCACUUUGGCAGAAAGCAAUAACUUCUCUCAAGGAUUCAAUAAUUGGGUUGAUACACACACUAUUUCUAAGCAACGAAAUCCCAGUUCCUUUGCUUUGUAUCUACUCUGGACUAGUUGGAGUUUGUUUCCGAGUAGUGUUUCUUACAUUUCUGUUCUUUUCUUAUCUGUUUUAACAGCGUGGAAAUAAACGCAUGGACCUUGUUUUCUUUCCUUCGUCCCCUGCCCAUCCUCCUCCUAGCAUACAUUUGUAAAACCGUUUGAUCAUCAAAACAAAGCAACAGCUGGCUAACGUCUUUUGAUUAAAUUCAGCAGUCAUCAGCAAUUAUUUCACAGCUGGUGUUCAAUAACGGAGAUCAAGGCUAAUGGUUGUGGCCCGUGGCUAAGAGUAACAAUCCAUGGGAAGAGCUCAGAUGUUUCGCGUUCCUCUCACUCUCUCUUCAUGUGGAAGGCAUCUUCUAGAUUUGUCCAUCCUCUCUCUCUCUCUCUCUCUCUCUCUCUCUCUCUCUCUCUCUUUCUCUCUUUCUUUUUGCAGAAAACAAGAGAGCUUCACCCCCAGAGCUGUUGGGGGUUUGAUCAUGUGCUCCACUUUAGUCACAAGAUUUACAGCGUCCGUAAUGCCUGAGGUCUGCAUAACAGUGUCAUUGAAAUCGCAUACGUGAGAUUCCAUCGUCUCGUGAUGGCCGACUUAAUUUUAUUUUAUUUUGUGCGCUGCUUGUGAAUAAUAAUAAUAAUGAUGAUGAUGAUGGGAGAUUGCUUGUAGGCAGCCAGCUUCAUAAAUGAAAAUUUCAAACAAAGCCAUAUUCAUAGUGUAUAGCAUCUCUAACUUAAGACAUAUCUGCAAGAUUUGACCUAAACCUACCCUCAAAAAACAAAAGAUGCUCUUUUUACAAUGUGUGCGUACAACAUUGACCUCCGCUUGACUCAUACUGAGAUCCACCAUAGCUAAGCUGAUAACAUUGGCACCUUUUUUUUAUUCGUAGCCAAUUGAAGAAUAUUUGCCUUGUUUUCCAUAUCUUCUCUCUGUCCUGGAUUAUCUCUUGCUGUACUUCCUCCUUGUGCCUCCUUUUUCCGAUUAGGCCUUCUCUUUGUGGCGCGGCGAGGCACGCUCGUCCUCCAUCAAUUCCCAUGAAAUCACUGUGUAGCGCAUCCGCCGCCCGCCCGCCCGCCCGCCCGUCUGCCCUUCCUCCUUCCCACAAGGCACUUAAACUCUUAACACACUCUCACAAACACAUUUUCAUACAGGCCUGACAAACUGAGCUUCAUCCACAUUUUUGUGAGGAAGUCCUGGUGCUCUGGAGGCUGCAGUAGCGUUGAAGGCCAGCAGGUGGCGCCAACUCGCUUCCCCCCUCAGGUUCACGGCUGAUGAAUUCAUCCCCGUUCAGCCGACGCUUGCACAGAGAGCCUCUCAUAAAGGUUUAGCGGAAAAUCAGACCUGUUGUGGGCCGCACCAUCUGUCGACACACUUCCAGACACUCAGGAUGGGCGAAUUAAAGCAGGUCAUGUACCCUGAGCUUGACAUUUUCAUGGGCGUCUUCUAUGAUAUCAGCCUUCGUUUUCUCUGCGUUUUCACCAUUUAGAGCACAGAAGAUAAGGUGGAAAGAAUGUAAAAGCUAGGUCACUGGAACGCUGGUUGCUUUCCAAAGAAGGUAGGAGAGUGUCUCGGGAUAGCGUUCUGUCUGAAGAGAAAGGCCUUUCUAGUACCUCAGUAACAGAUAUUGAAUGUAUGCUCAACUUUCUCGCUUUGUACAGCUUUUUUAGAUCAUAGGUUCCUAUUUCUGAGGGGGUGUGUAUGCGUCUGCAUGUAUGUGACCGUGUGUGACUGCUUAUCCAGUGCAUCAGUUAUUCGCAAAUGACAAAAUAAAGCGGUUUUUUUUUUUUUGGUUUUUUCUUCCUCCAAGCAUAGGAUGUCUAUUACAUUGUUUCAUUAGACGUAGUUUAAAUCUCAGGCAUUAGCUUUAGGAAGUUCUUGAUCUGUGAUUUUUGUAAUUUUCUGUAUUAAGGAGCACAGUUUCAUGUCUUCGUCGAGAUGUACGCUAAUAAAUGGAGGAGGUUUGAAACUACGCGAUUGAGGAUGCUUUCUUGAUAGCCGAUGUUGUCGUCGUAAGUGUCCCCAAUCCUCAAUCCUCAUGGAUUCGUGCAUGAUAACGAGAUGGUCGUACCUAUCAGGCCCCUCCCCCUCGCUUCCCAUUGGCUACGUUUUGAUGUUGAAUUUUUGAGUGACGUGCAGCUUUUCCUAGACUGAAGUGAUGCCCUUUAUUCUCGUCAAGACUUUAUAGCUGCUCUGUAAAGUUUUUCCGUACUACAGCGUUUUUGAAUUUUUCGAGUUUCUUCUAGCAUUAUCGUGGUGUUUCUUUGCCGUCAGCAUCAUCCAGCUUUGAUAUGAGAUGUGCACUAUGUGUUAAAACCAAGAAAUGAGACGUUUCGAUCUAGUUUGUGUCAUUCAGUGUUCAACAUGUUGUAUUGAAACAUUUCAAGACGAGUCUCGUUCCAUCCUUUGGCCCUCGGCACCCUCGUCGUCCUGCAGUCCCCUCGCUGCCUUAAUGUCGUAGAUUGCGGUGAAUCUUUUUCCUUGACGAAACCCCCCCCGCAAACACACAUGCAAGAGAGAGGAGGCUGUUUCUUUAGCCAUAUGUUGCUCUGUGUGCUUGAUGCAUGUUUCUGGAGAACACAAAUGGCUUUGACUGAGGUGUGAAAUGCUCAGGCGCUAUGAAAGACCCUUUCAGGAGCCGCCGAUGUGGUUAAAUCUAGUCCGUGAAGGGAGGCUGGAGAGGACAGAUAUGGACUCGCAGCAGUCGAUUUCUCUCUCAGGGUUCUAAUACACACAUAUCCUACAGCCGCCAGUUACACUCUUCCUCCAUCCCAAUGAAGAUCAUGUUGUAGGUCUCCAGAGCUCUCCUACACAGUCCAUCUUUCAACAGUGAGUGUCCUUCUGUGAUAUUUUUCCUUUCUAUCGCUCUUUUCUCCUUACUUUUUGCGUAUUUGUCGCACUGACACCUAACAACAGAAGAAUGAAUGUUUUAAUAGAACUGCGUGUAACGUUGAAGUUGGGAAAUGUAUUUUUACAACAUGUGAACUUUUUAUUCCUUUCUCUUACCUUCUUUUUGUUGUGAAUUGAUUUUAUUUUUUUUUCUCCCCAUCACCAGACUGCAAAAAAGUAAAAACCACAAAAAAAAAAAAAAAAAAA
This is a messenger RNA of Onychostoma macrolepis, 5133 nucleotides long. Its product is annotated as C-terminal binding protein 1. Gene Ontology annotation, molecular function: transcription corepressor activity; oxidoreductase activity, acting on the CH-OH group of donors, NAD or NADP as acceptor; NAD binding. The transcript is spliced from 11 exons. The record is from RefSeq and is a predicted model, not a curated record. NCBI's taxonomy places the organism in Eukaryota, Metazoa, Chordata, Actinopteri, Cypriniformes, Cyprinidae. Bases 414 to 1763 code for a protein of 449 amino acids.